Molecule: messenger RNA, 243 nt
Organism: Diaporthe amygdali
Lineage: Eukaryota; Fungi; Ascomycota; Sordariomycetes; Diaporthales; Diaporthaceae
Exons: 3
Coding region: 1-243 (80 amino acids)
Source: RefSeq, a predicted model, not a curated record
AUGGAGAACAGAAUUAAUUUUCAAUCCACUUCUCUGAUAACGCGGGUGAGAGGGCUGCUCAAUUUCCUUGAACUCGCCACUGCCAGCAUUCUCGCCAACUUCAACCUCUUGACGUACAAGGCACUGAUCGACUGGACGAACGACGGCGACACGUACAACUCUCAGCGUAUCGUCGUGCACCCUGACCGGGACUUCGGCACCAGUGCCAAGCAUACCGGCAGCGUUUGUGCCAACGCCCUCUAA